Babesia ovata is the source of this 2964-nucleotide messenger RNA. Its product is annotated as aminopeptidase. Gene Ontology annotation, molecular function: metallopeptidase activity; aminopeptidase activity; zinc ion binding. The transcript has a single exon. The coding region runs from base 1 to 2964 and encodes 987 amino acids. The record is from RefSeq and is a predicted model, not a curated record. NCBI's taxonomy places the organism in Eukaryota, Apicomplexa, Aconoidasida, Piroplasmida, Babesiidae. Gene Ontology annotation, biological process: proteolysis. Gene Ontology annotation, cellular component: cytoplasm.
AUGUUUCGCCUCGCUUUCGCAGCUCGUGACGUACGUAGGAGGCCCGCCAGUGCUGCAAAUUUCUUGUUUCUCAAAAAUUCUGGUGCUGUACGUAGUGCCGUCGAAUCUAACCGUCUAUCUGGUUGCAUCAGGUCCUUGCGGAACUUAUCGUCUGCGCAGGACGUACAGCCACGCGUUUGUUCGGCGCUGGGAUUUUUGACCCGUAGAAGUCGCAUAAAUCUUCGAAACUCGCCACCAAAUCGCUUAUUUUCGACCAGAAUGGCUAGCACUUCCGCAACAUCCACUGCCACUGAGACGGUUACUGCUGUCCAGGGUGUGCAGAGCAUCCCACUAAAGGCGCCUAAGGAGCACGUGGAGAUUUUCCGCAAGGAUUACAAACCGACCAUAUACGACAUUGACAGCGUAUAUCUCGACUUUGACCUUCAUGAGACCGCAACAGUUGUCAAGGCGGAGUUGGUGAUGCACCGUAAGGAAGGCACCGCUGCCGCCGACCUGGUCCUGCACGGAGAAGACCUGGACUGCAAGAAGGUCUCCGUUGACGGCCAGGAGUUGGAAAACCGGGCCAUCUCGGGUUACAGCAUUGACGACGGUAAUCUGACGAUCCCUGUCUCAUUUUUGCCGUCCGAGGCUGGCAAGGUUUUCAAGGUGAACACCGAGGUUAUCAUCAACCCUGAGGCUAACUUGCAGCUGUCUGGAUUGUACAAGAACAGCAACUUGUUCACCACCCAGUGUGAAUCGCACGGUUUCCGCCGCAUCACCUUCUUCCUGGAUCGCCCGGAUGUGCUCUCCAGUUUCCGCGUGCGCAUGCAGGCGGACAAGGAGAAGUACCCAGUGCUGCUAUCGAAUGGUAACAAGGUUGCGAGCGGCGAAGACGGCGCGAAGCACUUUGCCGAAUUCGUUGAUCCCUAUCGCAAGCCUUCAUACCUUUUUGCGCUUGUUGCGGGCAAUUUGAAGUCAAUUAAUGGCACCUUCCGCACAAUGAGCGGGCGUGAUGUAUUGGUUGAGGUGUCCUCUGAACCCGAGGACUCCACGAAGCUGCAAUGGGCUUUUGAAAGUGUAUUGAAGGCCAUGAAGUGGGACGAGGAAACGUACGGACGUGAGUACGAUCUUGACGAGUUCCACGUCGUUUGUACCCGCGCUUUUAAUUUUGGAGCCAUGGAAAACAAGGGUCUCAACAUUUUUAAUUCAUCGCUGCUUCUAGCUGAUGUGAACACGACCACGGAUUCCGAAUUCAUAACCAUCAUGAGCGUGGUUGGGCACGAGUACUUCCACAACUGGACCGGUAACCGUGUGACAUGCCGUGACUGGUUCCAAUUAACUUUGAAGGAAGGUUUGACCGUCUUCCGUGAGUCCGAAUUUGCGGGAGACAUGUCGUCUCACUUGCUUACCAGGAUCACCGACGUGCGGAACUUGAUCACCUACCAGUUCACCGAGGACGCGGGCCCCAUGGCGCAUCCGAUUCGCCCUGAGAGUUACAUAUCCAUGGACAACUUCUACACCACUACAGUUUACGACAAAGGUGCUGAGGUAAUUGGCAUGUACAAGACCCUACUCGGUAAGGAGGGCUUCCGUAAAGGCAUGGAUCUUUACUUCAAGCGCCAUGACUUACAGGCUGUCACAUGCGACGACUUCCGCGCUGCCAUGGCUGAUGCGAAUGGCGUUGAUCUCACCCAGUUCGAGCGCUGGUAUUACCAGGCUGGUACUCCCCAGGUUGAGGUUGUCGAGGCUGUACGUGAAGGUGAUGAGUUCCGUUUGCGUUUGAGGCAGCACACCGAUCCGACACCGCGUCAGGAAAUAAAGCUGCCAUUCCACAUCCCUAUCAAAUUGGGCCUGUUGGGAAAAGCUUCCAAGCGGGACUUGAAGGGCACGGUCGUUGUAGAACUCCGUAAGGACGAAGAAACUUUCACCUUCACCGGUAUCAACGAGGAUUGCGUGCUAUCGUUCAAUCGCGGAUUUUCGGCUCCAAUUAAGGUGAAGUAUGAGCAGAGCGACGAGGAUCUUCUGUUUUUGAUGGCCCACGACACUGACGGAUUAAACCGCUGGGAGGCGGGCCAGCGUAUGCGCACCAAUGUUAUUCUUUCAAACAUCGAGCAGCCUUCUGCCAUUAACGAGGCCAUUUUUGACUCUAUCAAAUCCAUACUGGCGUCUGAUUUGGACAACAACGAGAAGGCCUUGUGCAUAAUGCUUCCGGACAUUCAGGCUGUGGUUGCGGAGCUCCAAACCUACGACCCGUACAAACUCUGGGAGGCCACACGCCGUGUGCGCAGAUCCAUUCUUGAAAAGUGUGAAACCGACUUCCUUCGCCACUACGAGAGCCUCUGCUCGGAGGUGGACACUUUGGAGAAGGACGACAUGUCCCGCCGGUACUUGCGCAACACGUUAUUGGGCUACCUGGUGUGCCGUGGAGACGAGGCAGCGGUUGAGCUUGCGCUAAAGCACUACCGUUCUGCGCGCACCAUGACGGACCGUUUCAGCGCAUUCGUCCAGCUGAUGAACAUGGAUUUUGCAGAAAAGGACGUGAUUGUCGCCGACUUCUACGAAAGAGCCAACGGCUUUGCAUUGGUGAUCGACAAGUGGUUUACUGCUCAAGCCAUAAGCGACGCAGCGGACUGUUUGGAACGCGUUAAGGCCCUGGCUUCCAGUAAAGAUUUUACCAACACCAACCCCAAUCGCGCAAACUCCCUGGUCCGCGCUUUCACGCGCAGCGUGCGUUUCCACGACCCUUCUGGCGCGGGUUACAAGUUUUUAGCCGACCAAAUUCUCGGCGUAGACCCAAUUAACGCCCAUGUGUCGUCGCACCAGGCGAUUCAUCUAACGAAGUUCAAGAAGCUGGACGAGUCGCGCCGUUCCCUCAUGAUAGCCCAGUUGCAGCGCAUCAUCAACACCGCCAGCAUUUCUAAGAACCUCUACGAGGUCGUCCAGAAAUCAUUGGUAUACGCCAAAGAACAGGGGUUUACAAAUUAG